AUGUCUAAACCUCAAUCAACUGGUCUGGCAGAUAAGAAGCAAGUUGCCCAGAGACGAGUUUCAUCGGACAUGGCGACUCCAAAGAGCACCGCCAUUGUUAAAGUGGGCAAGAUGCUACUUUGGGAUGGCCCACUACCUUCAGGCUCUCAGAUCGGAUCAUCUCUAGACGGGCACAGCCAAUCAAUCCCGGAAGAAACCAAUCUUUGGCGUAGGGUUAGCAGCACAUUACACGAGAAUGGUCUGUUUCGUCUCCUGGACGAUAUUGAUGCAAUGGUCAUCUGUGCGACACAAUUGUCGCAGUUGUCACGCUGUGCAGUCCAAAGAUUAGACGAGAGUGUGCUCAACAUGCGGUUUUGUAUUGCUGUUUACCCCCAAUACCGGGUGCAGCCGGCAGCAACCAGGAUAUCGCGUCCAAUGGUUCUCUGUCUUGAGACCAACGCGGCAUUCCAGGCAUGGUUCGUCCUCUUGCGAGCACUAACUGUGCCCGAAUUAUACGGACCGGAGCAAAUUCGAUCAGACAGUACACAAUCUCCUCCACAUAAGCUGGGUCAGAAGGGAUCCAGACUAUCAACCCGUGACAUGUUUCGUAUAGAACGGUCACUCACCGUCAAAAUUACAGAAGCGAAGUUUGUCAAUCGAUUUGCUCCCGCCCAAAAUUAUGAGCAGAACAAGUCGAAAGGUACAUCCUCGAAAGAAGACCGCGGUAAAGAAAGCGUAUAUGCAGAAAUCAUACUUGGAAAAGACUUACGUGCGCGGACGACCACGAAACAAAGUGUUUCAACUGCUUUCUGGGCAGAAGAGUUUGUCUUGGAGGAUAUUCCUCCCUCUUUGACAAAAUUGGUGUUGGCUGUUAAGAUCGCCAACCCUGCCGAAAAAGAGUGGACCAUGGUUACAGACGGACUUUACGAUAUAUCUGCUGACGCUGGUUACUUAUCGGGCCUUGGUGGUCUAGAAAUCUCGUCACAUGAUCCCAUAUUUGGGCGCGUUGAUCUACCAAUAGACGAAAUAGAGAACCAGGGUCCAGUCGACAAAUGGUGGCCUUUGAUGGACAACAACGAUCAGGGAGUCGGCCAGCUCUUAGUCCGUGUCGUGCUUCAUGAAUCGGUUAUCCUGCUAGAGGACGAAUACAAAGAACUCACGUCGAUGCUCCAUAUCUUCUCUAAUGGCCUGACAACGCAGAUUGCAGCUCUACUUGGGCCCGAUCUUCGACAGCUCUCCGACAUCCUUCUGGAUAUUUUUCAAGCAUCAGGCUCUGCACGUGACUGGAUUAGCAACUUGGUGGAAGAAGAAAUUGAUGGCAUAUACAAAGAAACACCGCCAAUGCGGAUGAGAUUCAGCGGCCGCAUCCAUUCCAACGACUCGUAUGAGUCUGCCGAACAGCGAGAGAUGCUGGUCAGGGAUCUCAGUCGCUCCGCGACCAUGGAAGCAAAUCUUCUCUUUCGUGGAAACUCUCUCGUUACCAAAGCUCUUGAUGCUCACAUGCGGCGGCUAGGUAAAUGCUACCUCGAAGAGAUCCUCGGGGAAAAACUGCGGAAGAUCGUGGAACGUGAUCCCGAUUGUGAGGUAGACCCCAACAGAGUUCGUACUCAAGAACAGUUGGACAAGAACUGGGCGAACCUUCUUUUUCUCACCAGCACAAUCUGGAAGUGUAUCCACGUGUCCGCUUCGCGUUGCCCGGUGGAGCUUCGCUUGAUAUUCCGACAUGUCAGGUCAUGUGCUGAAGAUAGAUAUGGUUCUUUCAUCCGAACGGUUAAGUAUACUAGCGUUUCAGGAUUUUUGUUUCUGCGCUUCUUUUGUCCAGCAAUCCUCAAUCCAAAACUCUUUGGACUCAUACAUGACCUUCCCCCGGACCGUACGAAAAGAACGUUCACAUUAAUUGCGAAAUCUCUCAACGUUCUUGCCAACACAGCCAAAUUUGGCACCAAAGAGCCAUGGAUGGAACCUAUGAACAAGUUUCUGGCAGCAUCGUCAAAUGAGUUCAAGGCAUUCGUGGAUGAUAUUUGCGCUGUGAGUUCGUCGCAAAUGACAUCGGCACAUCUCGAACCUCAAUUCGCAGCGCCCAAUCAGAUAAGGAGUCGACUACCUCCUCUGGCUCGAGAAGGCCUUCCAUGUCUACCAUUUCUCUUGGAUCAUGCCAAGCUGAUGGCUCAACUAAUCAACCUAUGGGUAGAUCGCGCUCCAGAAAAUGUGGAGAUGAUUGAAGAUGAGUCGAUUCGGAAAUUUCAUACGCUUUGCUUCAACCUAGCACAACGGAGUAGAAACUGUCUCAAGGAAGCCGAACAGGCAGAAAGACCAGACGAAACAUCAGAGCCUACCUGGCAAGGAGUCAUAAAUGAUCAACAGAAGAUUGGACGGAGCAAUCAGCUUGAAGACCAACUGAUGAGGGUGAGGAUGGAGAACGAAAUCACCGCUCUUCCUCAGACUGCAGACUCUCUUGCCGAGGUAGAGUACAAGAAUGCCGAGCUCUCUCCCAUUGUUGGAGAGGGCGACACCACGCCUUCGAGCUCCGCUUCGGUAGCCUGGGAUCGACGAAUACCUUUCCCUCAUCGCGGAACUGAAGCCCGUGCUUUAACCAACUCGACCAAUUCUUCUACCGUCUCCCUUGAAGUCAUUGAGGAGAUCAGACCGAGGCCACUACCAAGCAGCCGCGAUGGACCUUCCAAAAGCCGCUUAUUUGACCUGAUGAGCUCUUCUUCUCGUAGGAAAGGGAAGGGGGGAGAUGACAACUUUGAAUGA
Molecule: messenger RNA, 2736 nt
Organism: Exophiala aquamarina CBS 119918
Lineage: Eukaryota; Fungi; Ascomycota; Eurotiomycetes; Chaetothyriales; Herpotrichiellaceae
Exons: 2
Coding region: 1-2736 (911 amino acids)
Biological process (GO): regulation of GTPase activity
Source: RefSeq, a predicted model, not a curated record